AUGAGUACCUUCUCGCUGGUUCCGUCUCUGAGCCGUCCCCUCUCCCAUCGUCAGCUCGAGCAGCCCUUCGGGAUCCUCAUUGGCUCGCUGCGAUGCAGGAAGAGUUCGACGCGCUCCAGCGGAACCGUACAUGGCAGCUCGUCCCUCGGCCGCCCCGUGCCAACAUCAUCACGGUUGGACGUGUCCAACACCUUCUUGCACGAUCACCUAGCUGAGCAGGUGUUCUGUGAGCAGCCUACUGGCUUCGUCGACGCCACGCAUCCAGAUCAGGUGUGCUUGCUCUCCCGUUCACUUUACGGGUUGAAGCAGGCACCUCGGGCCUGGUACCAGCGCAUCGCCGCCUUCCUGCAGACGCUCGGAUUUACAUCGACUCGCUCCGAUGCGUCCCUCUUCGUGUAUCAUCACAGAGUUGACACGGCCUACUUGCUGCUAUACAUCGAUGACAUCAUUCUGACGGCAUCCACUGUCGCGCUCCUCCAGCGGCUCACUGCUCGUCUCCGCGAUGAGUUUUCCCUGAAGGACUUGGGUCCCCUGCAUUACUUCCUUGGCAUUGAGGUGGUUCGACGACCCGAUGGGUUCUUCCUGCACCAGCAGCGCUACGCCCAUGAGCUUCUCGAUCGAGCUGGCAUGCUUAACUGCAAGCCCGCUCCUACGCCCGUCGACACCAAGGCCAAGGUUUCCGCUUUGGAGGGUUCGCCUGCAUCUGAUGCGACCUUCUACCACUCCAUUGUGGGUGCCUUGCAGUACCUGACCCUGACGCGCCCCGACUUGCAGUAUGCUGUUCAGCAGGUCUGCCUUCACAUGCAUGCUCCGCGCGACUCUCACUGGACUCUGGUGAAGCGUAUCCUCCGAUACAUACGCGACACCCAGUCCUUGGGACUUACGCUGACGGCCUCCGCCUCCACCGACCUCGUUACCUACUUUGAUGCGGACUGGGCCGGCUGCUUGGACACACGGCGCUCCACCUCGGGAUACUGUGUCUACCUUGGGCUGUCCCUGAUCUCUUGGUCCUCCAAGCGACAGCCCACCGUGUCCCGCUCGAGUGCCGAGGCUGAGUAUUGA
Molecule: messenger RNA, 1062 nt
Organism: Aegilops tauschii subsp. strangulata
Lineage: Eukaryota; Viridiplantae; Streptophyta; Magnoliopsida; Poales; Poaceae
Source: RefSeq, a predicted model, not a curated record